Molecule: messenger RNA, 2349 nt
Organism: Magallana angulata
Lineage: Eukaryota; Metazoa; Mollusca; Bivalvia; Ostreida; Ostreidae
Exons: 2
Coding region: 66-854 (262 amino acids)
Molecular function (GO): protein binding
Source: RefSeq, a predicted model, not a curated record
CACCAACCAGUGUGAUUUAAUCUAUUCAUUUGGGAAUUAACUGGAGGAGGAUAAUCCUUUACACGAUGGUGUAUGCUGUCAUUCUAGCAUUAGUUUAUAAUGGGAUCAGUGUAUCUACGACUAAUGUAGCAUCCCUCUUGACCGCCAAUAACUCUGAAAACAAAACCAUCGCAGUAUCCCAAAACAGUUUACAGCCCUCGAUUCAACAAGAAAUGAAUAACUUGAAACAGCAGCUGAACCAGGAGGCGCUCAUUAGAUUGUCGCUUACCAAACAAUUGUAUUCUGUCCUUAAUGACGUUAUUGAAAUGAAAAAAGGAAUGGGACAGAUGGAAUCUAAGAUACGCGAACUAGAGAUCUUUAAGAACUCAACCUUAGGCGAUGAUGUUGUAGCAAAACAGUUAGUAAACUUACAGAAAGAUCUUGUGAAUUUGACGUCAACGUGUACAACUGCAAGUCAAGGAAAAGAAGCAAUUGCUUUCAAUGCAGUCAUUUCAAAGACGCUCCUUUAUGAUAGAAAUACCCCUGUGAACAUUGUCUACGAUACUGUAUUGUACGAUACUCACGGUGCCUACAGCUCUCAAAGCGGAGUCUUUACAGCACCCCACAAAGGUCUUUACAUAUUUACUUGGACAACUUUGGUCGCAGCUGGUAAAAUUCUAGAUACAGAACUUAUCGUGAACGGAACACGAAAAGGUCUUGGCAAUUGUAACAACGAAGGGAACCCUGGGUUUGAAAACUGUGCAAAUACAGUUCCUGUUGUGUUGGAAGCUGGGGAUACCGUCAAUGUCCGAUCUGUGACUGGGAACUACGUAUAUGGAAGUGAAUGGUCAAGUUUCAAAGGCUGGAGAAACUAAUGGUUGUAACAGUGAUAUAUUGUAUUUCCAUUAAAGGCCCUUUAUUGUUUAUAAUUAUUUAAUCUAUUUAAGUCAGGUAUCGUUUAACCAAUAUAGAGUAACAAAAAACUAAUUUUAUUGUAAAUAAAAACAUUUUUGGGAACAAAUUUUGAAAUUCAUAGGAUGAAUGUGUCAACUGUAUCUCUGUUUGUAAAUCAAGCUGGCAUUAGAAGUGUAUAAUAAGCAGAUGUACGCAUGCAGGGGGUAUAUCCAUUAACACCCCAUGGUCAAGUUACCCAGGUUGUUUGAUAGUCUGUAAUUUGCAUUUGCGCACGACAGGGUCACCGAGUGUUAGGUUCUAUCCCUGAUGAACACUUUAUUUGUGAGGUGGUGGUUUUUAACCACACCUUUGCAAAACUAAUGUCAUUUAUUCAAUGAUUUUUUCAUUAUUUACUCUGUUGUUUUCAUUUUUAAACAAUACAUAUGUAAUUCAUUGAAUAGACGACCUUUAAUGCAAUAACUUGUUCAAUUUUCUCUGCAAAUAAACUUGGACUCAUUGGAUUAUGAUAAUGUACAAGUUUUUCUGGUGUAUGGUGGAUUUCCUUCGCUGGAAAAAUUUGGUUGUCAAAAAGUUAGUUUUUGAAAAUAUUUGCGGAACAUUUCAAAAUGCGAAUAUCAACGAGUAUACUUAUUCAAAUACCAUGCAGUUGUAAGAAUUGUUACAGGCAAACUCUGUAAAUCAUUUGUAUUUUUCUAUAAAGUAAAGAAAUCAGUGCGUAGCUACGUUGUAAAAGAAAUUUUAUAUAACCGACUGAUGUUGAUUAAAACAAAUAUACGAUGGUUUUGCAAAUAAACAUAUAUUAUAAUUUCGCAUAAUUAUAUUAUAUUAUAGUCAUAAUUUUGAAACUUCUAAUAACCUAUUAAGAUAUUGAAGAAAACUUUUUAUCAUGCUAAAUAAACAGACACUUGAUCAAUUUAAACGGUUCGCUUUAAUGCUGGCAUACCGGUAUUUUACAAGAAAUUGCCAUUCAAUAUCACUGUAAAGAAACACUUCAUCUGAACUGGUGAAAAAAAUAAAUCAUUAAACCAAAUAAGUAAUCUUUAAAAAGACCUAUGGUCUUGAUCAAAUGCUAACUUAAGUUAAAUAUAACAAUAUAAUCAUAUAAAGUGUAUGUUGAUGGAUUUUUUUUAGUUAGAGAAUAUGAAGUUAUAUUUUUGUACCGAUUAUUAGUUGAUCGGUUACUUUAGAUAAAGUAUCAUAUAUGUAAAAUUGACAUGUACACAGACAUUAUAGAUUUGAAAAUAUGCUUGGAUCAAAACUUGGUUGUGAGAAUGAACUUUUGUUUGUGAUUUUGUUUUACAGAUAAUGCAUUUUCUAGGGUGCAUCUUAAAUGUAUUGCUAUCUACGUAAACAACCAAGCAAGUCAAACCAUACACGACAUUGGUAUCAAAUAAAGCAAUGAUGGAUUUUGACGUAUUAGUAAAUAAAAAGAGAAAUCCUAAGAUAAUGAAUCUG